Cannabis sativa is the source of this 1093-nucleotide messenger RNA. RefSeq names its product protein LURP-one-related 6. The record is from RefSeq and is a predicted model, not a curated record. Lineage: Eukaryota; Viridiplantae; Streptophyta; Magnoliopsida; Rosales; Cannabaceae. The transcript is spliced from 3 exons. Bases 136 to 777 code for a protein of 213 amino acids.
AUAUUAACUUGUGAACAUGUACGCUAUAAGAGUCCCACAUCGUUAAAUAACAUAUAUAUGUAUAUAUACACACUACAUGAUAAAAUUCACAUAGAGAAAAGGAGAGAUAGACUACACAAUUAAUCUGAUCUGAGUAUGACGCCGAUCGUUAGCAAGAUAUAUUGUUCAUCUUCUGAGGCAGUGCUUGUGGUAAGAAGAAGGCCUCUUGUAGUGAACGGUGGAGGUUUUGUCGUCACAGAUUGUAGCCAAAGGGUUAUUUUCAGAGUUGAUGGAUGUGGAAUCAGUGGCCCUAAAGAGGAACUCAUACUAAGGGAUGCUCAGGGUGAAGCUUUGCUUCUCGUUCGUCGAAAGGGAGGAAUUGUUGAAGCGCUAAGCAUUAAUUACAAGACGUGGAGAGGUCACAGCUUUGAUUACGAAGGAGCACCCAAGUUGGUUUUUAGCUUAAAAGAGCCAACUAAUAUUGUUAAGUCUUGUUUGGCUAGGAAUAAUUUGAUUAGAAUCUCAGUUGGACCAAAGCCAAAGGGAAUAACCAUUUGCACUACCAAAAACUGGGAUUUCGAGAUCAAGGGCCACUUUCCCGAUCGUGAUUGUAGCAUCGUUGAUUCUAGAUCAGGCAACGAAGUUGCGCGGAUUGGGAUUAAGAAGGAGGUGAGUGAAUUGAUGGAUAAGAGCAAGGACGUUUACCAUGUGGUGGUGAAACCUGGCAUCGAUCAAGCUUUUGUUUUUGGAGUAAUUGCCACUCUUGAUUACAUCUAUGGCGAGUCCACUAGCUGCUAGCUAGUAUAGCUUUUAACAAUUCGUGUAUAUUAUAUGUUGUUAUACUAUUAGGCACUAGUAGUGCCUAGCAUCUUAUCGACAUGUCGCGUUGCGAUUGGCUAGCAAUACUCUUUAAAGCUAUUAUAUUAAAUUAUAUGAGAUUCGAUAAUUAGUUAGACCAUAUUGACAAAUAUUAGGAGGGUGCUAGGCACCACUACUGGUGUCCUUUAGCAUUCCUCAGUGUUAUACGUAUAUUAAUUAUUGCCACUAUUCUUUCUCUUCAUGUAAAUAUUAAUUAAUAUUUGAUUAAUAAAAUGGUGGAGCUUUCUUCUUGUAA